Molecule: messenger RNA, 1990 nt
Organism: Pollicipes pollicipes
Lineage: Eukaryota; Metazoa; Arthropoda; Thecostraca; Pollicipedomorpha; Pollicipedidae
Product: pre-mRNA-processing factor 17
Exons: 9
Coding region: 73-1830 (585 amino acids)
Biological process (GO): mRNA splicing, via spliceosome
Cellular component (GO): catalytic step 2 spliceosome
Molecular function (GO): mRNA binding; protein binding
Source: RefSeq, a predicted model, not a curated record
ACUGCGCGUUGCCGUGUGGUGGGGGUGGAUUAGUUGUUAUAGAUAUCAUUACAGGAGUUGAUAGCAUCGGAAAUGUCAUCUAUUUUAGCUCUACGUGGAUAUGGGUCGGAUAGCAAUGAAUCUGGUGCAGAUGAAAUUGAGGACGAAGAAGCUUUGACAGCCCAUUUGAGACCGAUUCAGUCUACGGAGAGUUCGCUUGGAUUGAAAACAUCGAUGCAAGUGUGCUUGGCGCCGACAGUCGCGCCCAAGGUGAAUGACAAGUCACUGGCCUGGACUGACCGGCGCCACCUGGACCCGACCACCAAGGAGCUUGCAUACAACCCGCGCUUUGACGAGCUGUUCGCGCCCGUGCUGGGCCCCGCCCACCCGGCGCAGACGCAGCAGCAGCGCGCCGAGCGCAACACUCUGGCCGGCUAUGUCGAGCCGGCCCACUUCAGCGCCUUCCAGUUCGAGAACCAGCGUCGCACCUUCACCAGCUAUGGUUACGCGGUGGACCCGAGUACGGAGGCGACGACGGAGGAGGGCGCCGCGCGCAUGGUGGGCGCCGCCACCGCCUCCACCAGCGCCGACAGCGCGCCGACCGUGUUCGAAAAGACGUCGGAGAAGAGACCACUCGACAAGCGGAAGCGGCUGAAGAACGCGGACGCCAGCGACACGGACGGCUACCUCGGCCCCUGGGGCGGCUUCGUCGACGAGCAGAAAGUGAUGAAGCCAACUGAGGAGGAGCAGGCCGAGCUGGACAUCAUCGUGGCCAAGCGACAGAAGCGCGGAAAGCAGACGGACGACAAGCCCAUGGAGGAGCGCACCAUCCUCCACAUCAAGGACGCGUACGACUACCAGGGCCGCUCGUACCUGCACGCGCCGCAGGACGUGGGCGUCAACCUGCGCUCCGAGGACCCGCCCGACAAGUGUUUCAUCCCCAAGAAGCUGCUGCACACGUGGCAGGGCCACAGCAAGGGCGUGCACGCCACGCGCUUCUUCCCCAAGUCGGGCCACCUCAUCCUCUCCUGUGGCAUGGACUGCAAGAUCAAGCUGUGGGAGGUGUACAACCAGCGGCGGAUGCUGCGCACCUACCUGGGCCACCGGCAGGCCGUCAGGGACGUCUGCUUCAGCAACGACGGCACCCAGUUCCUGUCGGCCGGGUACGACCGCUACAUCAAGCUGUGGGACACGGAGCGGGGCGAGUGCGUGUCCCGCUUCACCAACAAGAAGGUGCCCUACUGCGUGAAGUUCCAUCCGGACGAGGACAAGCAGCAUCUGUUUGUGGCCGGUCUCUCCGACAAGAAGAUUCUUUGCUGGGACACGCGUUCUGGCGAGAUAACGCAGGAGUACGACCGCCACUUGGGCGCCGUCAACACCAUCACCUUCAUCGACGAGAACCGGCGCUUCGUCUCCACCUCGGACGACAAGAGCCUCCGCAUCUGGGAGUGGGACAUCCCGGUGGACAUGAAGUACAUCGCCGACCCGUCGAUGCACAGCAUGCCGGCCGUGGCGCUCUCGCCCAACGGCAAGUGGCUGGCCUGCCAGUCCAUGGACAACAAGAUCUGCAUCUUCUCGGCCAUCAACCGCUACAAGCUGCACCGCAAGAAGUCGUUCACAGGUCACAUGGUGGCCGGAUAUGCGUGCGGUCUCGACUUCUCGCCAGAGAUGAGCUAUCUGGUGUCGGGCGACGCCGACGGCAAGUGCUAUGUCUGGGAUUGGAAGACGACGAAGCUGUACAGCAAGUGGAAGGCGCACGACGGCGUCUGCAUCCAGGCCAUGUGGCACCCGCACGAGACGAGCAAGGUGGUGACGGCCGGCUGGGACGGCGAGAUCAAGCUCUGGGACUGAGCGGCUCGCUGGGGAGUGAGGAUGCCACCCCGGCGAGGUGGCGUCGCGCGAUGGCUCGCGGCUCGGGCGCCACGCGUGCGUCGAUUAUCGCGUGUAUUAUGCUACUGUCAUUGUCAUCGGAUGAUCGCAACCAUGUCACGAAUACAAAAGUCGGUCGCAA